Alosa sapidissima (American shad) is the source of this 4091-nucleotide messenger RNA. Its product is annotated as glycerol-3-phosphate acyltransferase 4-like. Gene Ontology annotation, cellular component: endoplasmic reticulum. Gene Ontology annotation, molecular function: glycerol-3-phosphate O-acyltransferase activity. The transcript is spliced from 13 exons. The coding region runs from base 561 to 2000 and encodes 479 amino acids. The record is from RefSeq and is a predicted model, not a curated record. Gene Ontology annotation, biological process: triglyceride biosynthetic process. Lineage: Eukaryota; Metazoa; Chordata; Actinopteri; Clupeiformes; Clupeidae.
CACCAUGUAGGCCUACGCAAGAUGUCCGACUCCUCCCACGCACGAUGUCAGCGUCAUGGUGCAUCCCUGAUCCUAUCCACGGUUCGCUCUGCCGGUUUGGAGAGUGCAGAAGAUGAUAAGGCGCACAGGCCUCCCAUGAUUACUAGCAGCUACUCGACAAGAAGAACAUGCACCGAAGUCCAGCCACUGACCACGCCAUCGGCCGGGUGUAGCAGCGAGAACACAGCCACUCCAUAGACAGAGACUUUUUAAUUUGCGUAGUUAUUUAUUUAUUUUGUAUUUAUUUGUUUCAUUAUAAACGGAGCACACUUCUGUUUGGAGGCCACUGAGAGUGUUUACGUGAGUGGAGAAGUGUGUGUGUGUGUGUGUGUUUGGGGAUGUGUGUGUUUCUAAAGAUGAAGGCUGAGGCUCUCAGCCUCAGCUGGCCUGCUAGACACACACUCUCAGGACGCUCCUGAGACACACACACACACCCGCACUCACAUCCCCUCCCGUGUGCAUACACACACAUAAGCCCAGGUAGUUGAGCUAGUGAGUGUGUGUGUGUGUGUCGGAGAGCCAUGGCGGUGCCGUUCCCCUUUGAUAACCUGGUGUGUAUGCUGCUUGGCAUCUCCUUCACUGUCUGGUUCACACUACUCCUCGUCUUCAUCAUCGUGCCUGCCAUCUUCGGCCUGUCCUUCGGCAUACGACGCCUCUACAUGAAGACACUGCUCAAGGUCUUCGAGUGGGCGACACUGAGGAUUGAGAGGGGGGCCAAGGAGAAGAACCACCUCCUCUACAAGCCCUACACCAAUGGCAUCAUCGCGAAGGAGCCCACAUCCCUGGAGGAGGAGCUCACGGAGCUACGGCGCAGCGGGAGCAGCCGUGAUCUGGAUAGCUCCUCGGCAACCGCCUCCUCCUCCUCCUCCUCCUCCUCCUCCUGCUCCUCGGCCUCCGCAGUGGCCUCCUCGGCCGAGUUCGACAUGUCCGACAUCUUCUCGUUCUGCCGGCGCGGCGUGGAGAGCAUCGUGGACGACGAGGUGACCAAGCGCUUUUCAGCCGAGGAGCUGGAGACCUGGAACCUGCUGACCCGCAGCAACUACAACUUCCAGCACAUCAGCACCCGCCUGACCGUGCUCUGGGGGAUCGGGGUCGUCAUCAGAUAUGGGGUUCUACUCCCACUCAGGGUGACUUUGGCCAUCACAGGAGUCGGUUUACUCGUGGUUAUCACUUCCAUCAUCGGGUUAUUGCCCAGCGGCAGGGCGAAGAGCUUCCUGAGUGAGAAGGUUCACCUGAUGUGUUACCGAAUCUGUGUGAGGGCUCUGACUGCAAUCAUCACCUACCACCACAGUGAGAACAAGCCCAGAAAUGGUGGCAUCUGCGUGGCCAAUCACACGUCUCCCAUUGAUGUCAUCAUCCUUGCCAGCGACGGCUGUUAUGCAAUGGUGGGCCAGAUUCACGGUGGUCUGAUGGGAGUGAUUCAGAGAUCCAUGGUGAAAGCAGCUCCUCACAUCUGGUUUGAGCGCUCUGAAGUCAAAGAUCGACAUCUGGUGGCCAAAAGGUUGAAUGACCAUGUGGAAGACAAAACUAAACUGCCCAUCUUGAUUUUCCCUGAAGGUACCUGCAUCAACAACACGUCAGUCAUGAUGUUCAAGAAGGGCAGCUUUGAGAUCGCCUCCACGGUCUACCCUGUGGCCAUCAAGUAUGACCCUCGUUUUGGCGAUGCCUUCUGGAACAGCAGUAAGUUUGGGAUGGUCAACUACCUGCUCCGGAUGAUGAGCAGCUGGGCUAUUGUCUGCAGUGUCUGGUACCUGCCUCCCAUGACCAGAGAGGAGGGAGAGGAUGCCGUGCAGUUUGCCAACCGCGUGAAGGCUGCCAUCGCUAGACAGGGAGGGCUGGUCGACCUGCUGUGGGAUGGCGGCCUGAAGCGAGGAAAAGUGAAGGACACGUUUAAAGAGGAGCAGCAGAAGCUGUACAGCAAGAUCCUGGUGGGAGCGCAGGAGAACCGCAGCCGCUCCUGAGGAACCAGGAACCCGGAACCCCGACUCUCACGUGUGGACGCAGGGAGAGAUGGACACAGAGAGAGAGAGAGAGGAAGAGGGGAGGAGAGAAAAAGGAAAAGAAAAACGAUUGAAAUCCAUCUCCAUUUUGGGGGAGAAUUCAGAAUGAGGCACAGCACCACCUAGGGGCCGUCUGCGUCACUGCAGCUGACUUUUACAAGAACAGUGUUUCAUGGGCCCCGUCGGUUGUGUUUGUCUGGCAGUAAAGACCACCGACACUCCAGUGUGUGUGUGUGUGUGUGUGUGUGUGUGUGUGUGUGUGCGUGCGCGUGCGCGUGUCACCCACUGACAGCCACUGACUGCUGCAUCAGAGACCUGUAACUGCACCUGUGUAUUAUGUCUGUUACGUUUAUAGCUUUUUAUGACUUCUGUGUGUGGAAGUUUUUUGUUCUUUGAUAAUCUCUUUUUAUCUUGUUUAGCCGGUCUGAUAAUCUUUUCUGUUGUUAUUCUAGUUAAUAAUGUUAAGGGUUUUACAUGUUUGUGUUGCUGGGAGAACAGACAGAUGGCUGUGUGUGUGCUUGUGUGUGGCAGAUAGGAGUGCAGAGUGCCUCUGUUCAAACAGCAGAAUGGAUGGAGACUGAUGCAUCCACAGCACCAUUCCUGGAAUCUGACUCGUUAUCGGGGUAUAGAGGCUCUGCCCGUCCCCGCGGCGGCCACACUGGCUAUUUGCUGACGCUGGGCACAGGGCUGUUUGUUCUGGGCAAUUCACAUGCUGUUUUUUCUCCAAUCAGUCUUUGCUCUUUUUCCUGGAAAGAAAAAAAGACUUUGGAAGACAGUCAAUCACGCAUUAUGUACCUCCAGUGUGAUGUUAUCGGCUCAUCACGGCUACUGUCCCCAUAGCAGCAGUAGCAACACACACAGACACACACACGCACCCACACACACACACGCGGGCACGGCUACUGUCCCCGCAGCAGCAACAUACACACACACACACACACAUGCGGGCACGGCUACUGUCCCCACAGCAGCAGCAACACACACACACACACACGGCGCUACUGUCCCGAUAGCAGCAGCAGCAGCAACACACACACACACACACACACGUACGCGCACACACACACACACGGGCACGGCUACUGUCCCCAUGGCAGCAGGCUCCAUCUAUGCGUCUGCGUCCCAAAGCGACCGGCGGUCAGCAUCUUGGCGGAUGCAAGGCGUGGAGGGUCAGAAGAGCAGGAGGCGUGGAGGGUCAGAAGAGCAGGAGGGGGGGGUCCCACUGUUCCGUGUGUUCCUGCUGACCUGCGUCAGGACUCGCCACUGCUUAGCGUCACGCCGUCGCACACUGACAGUCGCUCGUAACACACAUACACGUACACACACACACACACACACACAUUUCCCAUACAGUUUUACGGCUGCCCUGGCCUGCAGCACAGCGCGACAUGCCGUGUCUGUGUGUGUGCGUGUGUGAGGAAGCAAAAGUGAAUAAACCAGACCUGGCCUGGCCCCCUUCAGGAGCUCCUAAAACUAGACAUGCUGGUUCUGGGUGCAUGCUUAAGCUCCCACUGACAGAGAGGCAAUGAGAGUGUGUGUGUGUGUGUGUGUGUCUAUCUGUACUGUGCAUGCCUGCGCGUGUCUGUUUUUGUGUGUGUGUGUGCGUCUGUGCAUGUAUGCGUGUCCAAUAUGCUUAAGCUCCCACUAACCAAGUCAAACUGGAAAUAGUUGUUCUGUGAUGACGUCAAUUCAGCCAAUUCAGAUGCAGACAGAAAGUGAAGCGCCACUUCCAGGGGUCCUGAAGGAGACCUGCAGCCCACAUCACUUGAGGCACGUCGACACACACACACACGUCACCAGCCACUGCGUCCCCAGACACUCAUUGUCCACUACAACAAACCCAACAAGCUACUGCUCGCUCACUGCUGUACACAGGCACCCUGCUGCCAGGGCAGCCAGCCAGGCUGCUGAGGCCUGCUGGGAGAUGUAGUCUUCCUCCUUUACCGAUUGAGCUGGAUGAUCAGUAGACUAGACUCUAACAGCUGCUGGUCCCACACUAGUCACACCUGGGCUGUGUGGGGUGUGUGUGUGUGUGUGCGUGCGUGGGUGGGG